This is a messenger RNA of Pochonia chlamydosporia 170, 1773 nucleotides long. RefSeq names its product dihydroxyacetone kinase. Gene Ontology annotation, molecular function: ATP binding; glycerone kinase activity. The transcript has a single exon. NCBI's taxonomy places the organism in Eukaryota, Fungi, Ascomycota, Sordariomycetes, Hypocreales, Clavicipitaceae. Gene Ontology annotation, cellular component: cytosol. Bases 1 to 1773 code for a protein of 590 amino acids. Gene Ontology annotation, biological process: glycerol catabolic process. The record is from RefSeq and is a predicted model, not a curated record.
AUGUCGAAACGUCAUCUCUUCAAUUCCCCUGACGGUCUUGUCAACAAGGCAUUGAAGGGUAUUAUUACGUACAAUCCCAGUCUCAACUUGGAUGAAACCAAUCGAGUCGUGUACGAUACCUCUUACGACAAGUCCAAAGUCAGCAUCAUCAGUGGUGGUGGCUCUGGCCAUGAGCCAGCAUGGACUGGCUACGUGGGAAACAACAUGCUCACAGCUUCCGUCCAGGGAGACAUCUUCGCCAGUCCCAGCACAAAACAGAUUCUAGCUGCCGUGGAAGCUGUUCCCAGUGACAAGGGUACGAUUCUCGUCAUUACCAAUUACACCGGUGACUGUCUGCACUUUGGGCUGGCCAACGAGAAAGCCAAUGCGCGAGGACACAACUGCCGCAUGAUUAUUUGUGGCGACGAUGUCUCCGUCGGAAAGAAAGGCAGCAUGGUCGGCCGCAGAGGUCUGGCAGGCCAGAUUGGCGUGCUCAAGGUCAUGGGCGGUGCUGCGGGAGCUGGCGGCUCUCUUGACGAUGUUUACGAUUUGGGCGUUGCAUUUUCACAGCAGAUUGUGUCCAUUGCGGCAACUCUGGAUCAUUGUCAUGUCCCCGGUCGAACGGAGCACGGUAUGCUCAAUGAGAACGAGGUCGAAAUUGGAACUGGCCCUCACAACGAGCCUGGCUACAAGAAGCUUUCGCCGGCUCCUUCGCCUCCCGAGCUCAUCAAGCAAGUCUUGACGCACUGUCUUGACGAGAAUGAUCCUGAGCGAGGAUACGUCAAGUUCGCCUCGGGAGAUGAGGUAAUGCUUCUGGUCAGCAACUUUGGAGGCAUGUCACAUCUGGAGAUGGGUGCUCUUGUCGACGAGUUGCUAGAGCAGCUUGAGCAAGACUGGAAGAUCCAACCGGCUCGAGUCUGUGCUGGCUUCCUCGAAACCUCUCUCAACGCCCCUGCGUUUUCUGUUUCCGUCAUCAACGUCACUGCUGCUUCAAAGAACUGCAAGUAUUCGAUGGAAGACAUCAAGAGCUUUUUCGAUGUCAGAACCAACACUCAUUGGGAGUCCAUGGCUGGAUCUCAGGCCAAACGACGUAGCCGCAAGGAGCAGCUUGUCCAUGCUCCCAUGGAAGCACCCAAAACCAUUGACGAAAAGCGCGACUUGAAGAUUGCCCCCGCUGUGCUCGAAAAUAUGCUACGUAAUGCAUGCACACAGCUCGUGGACGCGGAACCCGACUUGACAAAGUGGGAUACCGUGAUGGGUGAUGGCGACUGUGGCGAAACACUCAAGACGGGGGCUACGAGCUUGCUUGCUGCCUUGGAUAGCGGAUUGGCAAAAUCUGGAUCCGUAGUGAAAGUAUUGCUUGAACUUGAGGAGAUUGUCGAGAGCAAAAUGGGAGGCACACUGGGAGGAAUCCUGGGCAUCUUCUUUGUGUCUCUGCGGUCAGCAGUGGAAAAUAACAUUGACAUUGCCGGCAAGGAGGGACCUGUUGCUCUUUGGGCAAAGGCGUUAUCUACCGCACUCGCCAGUCUUCGACGAUACACGCCAGCCAAGAUUGGUGAUCGCACCGUUAUGGACACUUUGAUUCCAUUUGCCGAAGUUAUGGGCAAGUCUGGCUUCAAUGAUGGUGUUCAGGCUGCUGUUGACGGGGCAGAGGCAACAAAGAAGAUGAAGCCGAGAUUGGGAAGAGCAACGUAUGUAGGUGCGGGAUCAGAUGAUGGCCAGGAAUUGCCUCCUGAUCCUGGUGCUUGGGGUGCCAUGGUUGCUAUUCGGGGAUUAAAGGUUGCUUCAGGUUGA